GUUGGUGCAUCAACGCAGCAUACAGCAGCAGGCUGGCUUUUGAGAUCUAUUGUUCCUUGUGUUAUUGGGUGCCAAACAUGAUUCUCCCUCCUUGAGGAGCCAGGAGCCAAAAAGACCCAGAGAAGAGCAAGUGGAGUCCUCUGUCCGGCAUCUAUCAGGAUUAGCUCUCUGUGGAUAAACUGGGGUGAACAAAAGCAAAGCGCAAGAAGGCACACGCACUUGAGUUCAUCUUCACCUCGUGUCUCGGCUUUCUUAUUUUUAAUUCUCUUGACGGCAUUGGGAACUACGGUGUCUCCCGCGCAGCGGCAGCGGCCAUGGGGCUGGCCAGCGGAGCCGUUGGGAAGCUCGGGGUGCUGAGAAGGGUACCCUUGCUGUGGAGGUUAGCGCUGCUCUUUCUCUCCAUCUGGGAAGUGGAUGCACAAGCAGCAGUGGGAAUGAAACCCACGUACGUUUGGCAAACAGGUCCGUGGGGUCGAUGCAUGGGCAGUGAGUGCGGCCCGGGAGGUAGCCAGAGCAGAGCGGUAUGGUGCGCCCACUCCGAAGGUUGGACCACCCUACAAACGAACUGCGACCAGGCAGAACGGCCCAACAACCAACAAAGCUGCUUUCGAGUGUGUGACUGGCACAAAGACCAAUAUGACUGGCAGCUAGGAGCAUGGAACCAAUGCGUCCCUGUGUCAAUGCGCAGUACGGGGGUGCAACGCCCCACUGUGUGCACCCGGGGCGAGGAGGGGAUACAGACCCGUGAGGUGGGCUGUGUCCAGAAAGUGAAUGGUGAGCCAGCAGAGGAUGCAAUCUGUGAAUACUUUGAACCCAAACCCCGUCUCGAGCAGGCCUGUCUCAUCCCCUGUCCUCGGGAUUGUGUGUUGUCGGAGUUCAGUCCAUGGACACAGUGUUCGAAGACUUGUGGGAUGGGCUUGCAGAACAGAAUUCGCAUUGUCCUUGCUCCACCGUUAUUUGACGGGGCAGCCUGUUUAAACUUGACAGAGUUUCAGACAUGCCAACCAGGACCGUGCGAGGGAGAGGAGAGCCUGUACAGUCUUCGGGUCGGAUCUUGGGGUCCCUGCUCUGUGCCAAUCUCAAGACAAGCCAGACAAGCCAAUGAGGGAGACACGACAUCCAAAGGAAAUGAGAAACCGCCCAAAAAGGAGGGGAAAAAGCAGUCCAGAAGAAUGAACAAACAGAGCCAAGAGGGCGGCAAACAGCCCAAUGAGGAGGACACGAGGUCCAUCCAGAGUGACGAACUUUCCAAAGAGGGAGACAAACAACACAAGUCCAGCAGGAAAUUAGGCAAGGCAAACAGAAAACACGACAGACCAUCCCAUCAGGCAGACCGGCCCAAACGGCAGAGAAAGGCUAAAAACAAAGACAAACGAGAGAAAGUCAGAGAGAAAGUCCGAGAGAGGUUGAGAGAAAGGGCAAGGGUCAAGGAUCCCGAGACCCGAGAGCUCAUCAAAAAGAAACGCAACAGGAACCGGAAGAACCGCCCUGGAGGAAAAUUCUGGGAUUUGCAAAUUGGCUACCAGACAAGAGAAGUCACCUGUGUGCACAAGAGUGGCAGUGUUGAAGCUCUAAGCCUGUGCUCUCAUGAGUCGCUGCCAGUGACCUACCAAGCGUGUGUUGUAACGAAAGACUGCGAUGUGACCGACUGGUCUGAAUGGUCGGCUUGCUCUAAGGAGUGCUAUGACCCCAACGGGCCCAAGGGUGAGCAGACCCGCACGCGAAAAGUGAGUCAGUUCCCCGUUGGAGGAGGGGCUGAGUGUCCGGAACUGGAGGAGAACCAGGCAUGCAGUCCUGAAGGAGAAACCGUGCCACCCUGUAUUGUUUACAACUGGAAGACCACCGAGUGGACGGAAUGCAGGGUGGACAUGUUGCUGAGCCAACAGGACCGUCGCAGAGGAAACCAGACUGGCUUGUGUGGAGGUGGCAUUCAGUCCCGGGAGGUUUACUGCGUCCUGGCCGGUGAAGAGACGCCAUCCGAUCUCAGUUCUCUCAAGAGCAAAGAAGCACUACGGCCAGUGAGCAGUGAUCUGUGUGUUGGGAUUCCUCCCAACACCACCCAGCUCUGCCAUAUAAACUGUCCGGUCGAGUGUGAGGUAUCAUCCUGGAGUGCCUGGGGACCCUGCACCUUUGAAAAUUGCCAGGAUCAAACAGCAAAGAAAGGGUUCAAAAUGAGGAAACGGAAGAUCAUCAACGAUCCAACGGGUGGGACAGGAAAUUGCCCACACUUGGUGGAAGCAAUACCAUGCGAAGACCCCAGAUGCUAUGACUGGCUCGUGGUUAAGCUGGAAGAGUGCAUCCCUGAUAACGAGAGGGAAUGUGGACCAGGAACAAGAAAUCCUCAAGUUCAGUGUGUCAACAGUGAUGGUGAAUAUGUGGAGAGGCAACUCUGCCGUGACGCCAUCCUGCCUAUGCCAAUAAUCUGUGAAGUGCCUUGCCCAAAGGACUGUGCCCUCAGUACUUGGACCCAAUGGUCCCUCUGCUCCCACACCUGCUCUGGAAAAAAUACAGAAGGCAAGCAGACCAGAGCUCGGUCCAUUUUGGCCUACAAUGCAGGAGAGGGUGGAAUCCCAUGUCCCAAUAUUAGCGCCCUCCAGGAGGUGAGGGGCUGCAACGACCACCCUUGCACAGUGUACCAUUGGCAGACAGGCCCAUGGGGACAGUGCAUAGAGGACUCCUCCAUCCCGGUCACCAACACGUCUAUGGGCCACGCACGCGGAGAUGAUUCCUCAUGCUCAGUCGGAAUGCAGACUCGUAAAGUCAUCUGUGUCCGGGUCAAUGUGGGCCAGGUUCCUCCGAAAAAGUGUCCAGAGAGCUUGCGUCCAGAUACGGUCAGGCCCUGCUUAUUACCUUGUAAAAGAGACUGUUUGGUCACCCCAUACAGUGACUGGAGCCCGUACCCAUCAACAUGUCAGAAAGGUGGUAAAACCAAGAAGAAGCAAUACCGAAAACGCAUCAUCAUCCAGUUACCAGCCAACGGAGGGCAAGAGUGUCCAGAAGUGCUGACCCAAGAGAGAGAAAGUGAUGCUCCUUCUGUGUGUCCAAGAUACAGAUGGAAAACACAUAAAUGGCGAAGAUGCCAAAUGGUUCCAUGGUCAGUUCGUCAGGACAGCCCUGGAGCUCAGGAAACCUGUGGAGCAGGCCUACAGGUUCGAGCUGUCUCGUGUCGGAGGCAGGAUGGUGGACAGGCUGAUGUUGAAGCUUGUCUGAAGUUCUCCAGUUCCAUGCCGCCUCUCACGCAGCUCUGCCAGCUGCCCUGCCAAGAGGACUGCCAACUGAGCAGCUGGUCCAAAUUUUUGCCUUGUACAGCUGAUUGCGUGGGUGUGAGGGUUCGCAAACGGACGCUCGUGGGUAAAAGCAAGAAGCGAGACCAGUGUAAGAACCACCAGUUGUAUCCACUGAGUGAGACUCAGUACUGCCCGUGCAACAAAUACAAUGCCCAGCCUGUGGGCAACUGGUCCGACUGUAUACUUUCCGAGACCAGCCGCAUGGAAGGUCAACUGGGCAUGAAGGUCCAGGGCGACAUCAAGGAAUGUGGUCAGGGGUAUCGAUACCAAUCUAUGGUUUGCUAUGACCAGGACAACCGCAUCGUAGAGACUUCACGCUGCAACAGUCAUGGGUACAUUGAGGAGGCUUGCAUCAUUCCUUGUCCGUCUGACUGUAAACUCAGUGAAUGGUCCAACUGGUCCCGAUGUAGCAAGUCGUGCGGCAGUGGUGUCAAAGUUCGCUCAAAAUGGCUCCGAGAAAAACCGUACAACGGUGGAAGGCCUUGCCCCAAACUUGACCACGUCAACCAGGCACAAGUAUAUGAAGUGGUGCCUUGUCUCAGUGACUGUGGGCAAUAUAUUUGGGUGGUAGAACCAUGGAGUGUCUGGAAAGUUAGCAGCGUGGACCCGAAGAACAACUGUGGCGAAGGUGUUCAAACCAGAAAAGUCAGGUGUAUGCUGAACACGAUAGACGGCCCCUCGGAGCAGGUGGAGGACUACCUGUGUGACCCGGAGGAUAUGCCUCUGGGGGCUCGCAACAGCCGGCUGCCCUGUCCAGAAGACUGUGUGUUAUCAGACUGGGGAGCCUGGAGUCCAUGUCCACUGCCAUGUAAUGGAAACAGUACACGAGAGAGGAAGGCUUCACCCAUCAGGCAGCCCGGAGAGGGGAAGGAGUGUCCUCCAACCACUGAAGCGGAGCUUUGCAAACUCAACAACAAUUGCUUCCACCAUUCCUACAACAUCACCGAUUGGAGUACUUGUCAACUGAGUGAUCGAGCGGUCUGCGGAAAUGGUAUCAAAACCCGCAUGCUGGACUGUGUGCGGAGCGACGGCAAAUCUGUUGACCUGAGAUUCUGUAAAGAGCUUGGCCUUGAGAGGAAGUGGCUGAUGAAUGCUUCCUGCGUUGUGGAAUGCCCUGUCAACUGCCAGCUGUCGGAGUGGUCGGCAUGGUCCGACUGUUCACAUAAAUGCGGACUCCAAGGAAAGCUGUGGAGAACACGGGCAGUCACCCAGGCUCCCCAGGGUGAUGGGAGGCCAUGCCCAACACAGAUGCAGCAGUGGAAGCCAUGCCUUGUGAAGCCCUGCUACAGCUGGAGAUACAGUUCGUGGUCUGAAUGCAAGUCUGAGGGCGCAAGAUGUGGUGAAGGCUUACGGUUCCGGAACAUUUCAUGCUUCGUGUCAGAUGGAUCUGAUCUACAGGGAAGUCUGGUGGACGAGGAACUGUGUGGUGAACAAGAACCUGUGGUGGACGGAGAUACGGAGAUCUUACUACAGGAGUCCUGCACGGUACCAUGUCCAGGGGAAUGCUACCUGACGGACUGGACAAUUUGGAGUCUGUGCCAGCUAAGCUGUGUUAGUGGAGAUGAUCUGGGUUUUGGCUCAGUGCAAGUCCGCUCUCGAGCCGUUGUGGCCCAAGACCCUGAGAAUCUGCUUCAGUGUCCAGAACAGGAGUUGGAGGCCCGGCCAUGUACAGAGGGGCAGUGUUUUGAAUACACCUGGCGAACUGGACCAUGGCGAAGCUCAUCGCGGCAUGUCUGGUGCCAGCGUUCAGAUGGACUAAAUGUCACAGGCGGCUGCCCAACAACAGCGAAACCAAUGGCUGACCGAUCCUGUGACCCACCAUGCACCAAGCCACGUUCCUUUUGUACAGAGUCGGGUGUUUGUGGAUGUGAGGAGGGCUACACAGAAGUGAUGACAUCUGACGGCCUACUAGACCAGUGCACUGUUAUCCCGGUGCUGGAGAUCCCCACUGCCGGUGACAACAAGGCAGAUGUCAAGACCAUCCGAGCCUUCAACCCCACCCAGCCAGCGGUCAGCCCCCCUGGCAGGGUGGGACGCACUUGGUUUCUGCAGCCAUUUGGUCCAGAUGGAAAGCUGAAGACGUGGGUGUACGGAGUAGGAGCCGGAGCGUUUGUUCUUCUCGUCUUUAUAAUUUCAAUGACUUACUUAGCAUGCAAGAAGCCAAAGAAACCACAGCGACGACAGAUGAACAACAGACUGAAGCCGCUGACGUUGGCCUAUGACGGAGACGCCGACAUGUAGGGAAGGAGUCUUUACGUUGACCGUGCUGAGCUACAGGACAUCCCCCCCCCCGACCCCCUCCCCUUCCCGCAUGGAAAGCUUUGAAAGAAACCCCUCCCAAAAUAUCGCAAAUCUUAAAAUCCAAGCUCACGAGCAGCUUUUUCUCUUCCUCCAUGGUGUUUUUGUUUUUAUGUUUCACAAAAGCCUUUUAUGACUUGAUUUCACUUCCUACGUCGGGAAGUUUGCCUUUCUCUGCUGUAUUUUCAUUUCAAGUUGCCCGCAGACAACUUUUUUUUUUUCUGGUGAGCACAAAUUUUUGGUUGUACUUUGGUUCAUUUUGUAACAGCUGAGGGGACUCUGGAUGUUUUGUUUUUUUUUAAUUUAUUUUCCGGGCAUCAUUUUUGCACUAUAUUAGUGCAGCAAGUUCUACUCAUCUCUCUCAAUACAAGCUGGUGUGUGUGUUUUUUUUU
Messenger RNA from Hippocampus comes (tiger tail seahorse), 5977 nucleotides. It is a transcript of the gene thsd7aa, whose product is annotated as thrombospondin, type I, domain containing 7Aa. Gene Ontology annotation, cellular component: plasma membrane. Lineage: Eukaryota; Metazoa; Chordata; Actinopteri; Syngnathiformes; Syngnathidae. Gene Ontology annotation, biological process: actin cytoskeleton organization. Bases 315 to 5528 code for a protein of 1737 amino acids. The record is from RefSeq and is a predicted model, not a curated record. The transcript has 28 exons.